AUGGCCAUUCUUCCUACUACGAUGCUUGUUAUUACUUUUAUUCUACUAGCUUUCUCUUCUGAUUCUGCCACCAUCAUUACCCAGUUUCAGUCCCUUCCCUAUGGAACCACCUUGGUAUCCGAAGAUGGAACCUUCGAGUUGGGAUUCUUCGACCCGGGUAGUUCCUCAAACCGCUAUCUAGGAAUCUGGUUCAAAAAAAUCCCACAAAAAACCUUUGUUUGGGUUGCCAACCGUGACAACCCUAUCAAAGACAACAACUCCACCAAGCUAACACUAACCAAACAAGGGAAUCUCGUACUUCUCAACCAAAACAACACCGUUAUUUGGUCAACAAAUACAACAACAAAAGCGAUCAACGUUGUAGCACACCUCUUGGAUUCGGGAAACUUGGUUCUGAGAGAUGAAAAAGACAACAAUUCGGAAAACUACUUGUGGCAGAGCUUUGACUACCCUUCAGAUACAAUUUUACCAGGAAUGAAGCUAGGGUGGGACCUAACAAAUGGUCUUAAUCUUAAUAAGUACCUCACUGCAUGGAACAAUUGGGAAGACCCAUCUUCUGGUCACUUCACUUAUUCUGUGACAAGAAGCAACGUUCCUGAACUGCACCUAUUGAAUGGCUCAUCAUUGUUCUACAGAAGUGGCCCUUGGAAUGGGAUUCGAUUCAGCGGCACACCCUCUUUGAAGCGCCGUCCAUUGUUCACAUACAAUUUCGUUUACGAAAAGAACCAGUAUUAUUUCCAAUUCUACCCGAGGAAUAGCUCCUUAAUCUCGAGAAUUGUCCUCAACCAAACCCUUUACACUCUUCAACGCUUCAUUUGGGUUGAAGGAAGUAACAAAUGGGAGUUGAAUUUGGAAGUUCCAAGAGAUAUCUGUGAUGGGUAUGACUACUGCGGCUCUUUCGCGUACUGUGUUAGUGCCACUACGUCUCCUAUGUGUGUGUGUUUGAGUGGGUUUGAGCCAAAAUCGCCUCAAAACUGGGAUGCAAAUAAAUGGAGUGAAGGGUGCAUGCGAAGUAGUAAAAGUUGGAAGUGCAAGGAUAAAAAUAGAGAUGGUUUUGUUGUAUUUAAGAAUAUGAAGCUUCCAGACACUGAAAUUUCUUGGAUAAAUAGAAGUACGGGACUUGAGGAAUGCAAGGAGAUAUGCAGGGAAAAUUGUUCGUGCACUGCUUAUGGUAACUCCGACAUCACUGGAACUGGCACUGGUUGCAUCCUUUGGUACGGGGAACUGUUGGAUUUGAGGCAGCUUCCAGAUGCAGGACAAGAUCUGUACGUUAGAUUGGAUAUCACAGAAAUGGGAGAUCAAAAUGCAAAAGGUGAUUCAAGGAAAGUGGCUGUUGUGGUCCCAGGCAUAGUUUCAUCUAUCGUUGCCAUGGUUGUAAUUUUCUUAUUUAUUUACUGGAUAACUAAAACCAAAUUCAGAGCCAAAGGGAUCAUGAAGCCAACAGUGAAAAUAAAUGAGAGCAAAGAAGAUCUAGAAUUACCUUCGUUUGACUUUGAUACAAUAGCAUGUGCUACUAAUGACUUCUCAAGUGACAACAAACUUAGUCAGGGUGGUUUCGGUCCUGUAUAUAAAGCAUGGAGGUUGUGGAAAGAGUGCAUGCCAAUGGAAUUCAUUGAUACUUGUUUGAAGGACUCGUACAUAUUUUCUGAAGCAUUGCGAUGUAUUCAUAUUGGUCUUUCUUGUGUGCAGCAUCAUCCUUAUGAUAGACCAGAUAUGAAAUCUGUAGUUGCAAUGUUGACAAGUGAAAGUGUUUUGCCACAACCGGAAGAGCCUGUUUUCCUUACAGAAAAUAGUGUUUUGGUUGUGGAAGAUUUAGGACAAGUGAUGCACUAUUCAACCAGUGAACUAACUAUCUCAAGGAUGGAACCUAGAUAA
Sphenostylis stenocarpa is the source of this 1875-nucleotide messenger RNA. The record is from the annotation of a GenBank genome assembly. Lineage: Eukaryota; Viridiplantae; Streptophyta; Magnoliopsida; Fabales; Fabaceae.